This is a messenger RNA of Carassius carassius (crucian carp), 2024 nucleotides long. RefSeq names its product divergent protein kinase domain 1C (gene dipk1c). Bases 73 to 1410 code for a protein of 445 amino acids. The transcript is spliced from 4 exons. The record is from RefSeq and is a predicted model, not a curated record. Lineage: Eukaryota; Metazoa; Chordata; Actinopteri; Cypriniformes; Cyprinidae.
GCGCACAGAUGCCACAGACGCCCUCCUCCUGGAGAGAGAAGCUGAGGGCUCCUGUCGAAGGGGUCCUCACAGAUGCAGCGGUCCCUGCGUGGGGUCCUCAGGUGUCUGGGGGCGAAGCUGUGCCGCAGGAGCGCUCUGCUGGUCGUCCUGCUGUGGCUGGCCUCCUGGCUCUUCCUCAACGGACUGGUGUUCGUGCACAGGAACAUGUUCUCUGACUUCUGCACUGACCACAAGAGCAAAGAGAUCCUGCAGAGGGUGUGUGCUGAGUAUCAGCAGGGAGUCCUGACCGGUGACCUCUGCGAGGACCUCUGCGUGGCCGGUCGUGUGGAAUACAAACGCUGCCUCUAUUACGAGAAUGGCAAGAAGGUCAUGGCCGCCAGCUGGCGUGGGGUGCCUAUCGUUCUCAAGUCAAAGCUGGAGAACUUCUCCUCCUAUGAGGCUUUAGCUCUGCUGGAGUACCAGGAUGCAGCGGGAGGAGCGGGAGGCGAGGAGGAGCUCUCUCCGCUGGAUGUCGUCUUCUUCGCUACGCUGGAGAUCAAAAACUCUCUGGGUUUGGAGACGGGAGCUAACUUGACGUUGCCCCGGUUGUGGGGCCAGAAGCUGAAAGAGAACGAGCGGACGUACUCUCGAGCGGAGCUGGCCUCGCUCUGGGCUCUCCUUCAGCAGGAGGAGUACACCUUCCUCAGGGUCCUGCAGGAUUUAACCCACCACGUGGCCAAGAUCCUGGGCUCCUGUGGUCACUUUUACGCCGUGGAGUACUUGGCGGCCGGACAUGCGUGGGACCAGCACAUAUUCUCGUUGGAGGAGCUGACUCUGAGCCCCUCGCCGAGCCCCCGGAGCGGACAGGAGAAGACGAUGACCGCAAGAGAUAUGGUCCCCCGAGUGGCCCUGAGCUUUCUAGAGAUGGUGGAGCAUUUCGAGAACGACUUUUCCCACAGCUUACACCUCUGUGACAUCAAACCAGAGAACUUCGCCAUCAGGAAGGACCUGACGGUGGUGGCCAUAGAUGUGGACAUGGCUUUUUUUGAGCCUAAAAUGAGAGACAUACUUGAGCAGAACUGCACCAGUGACAAUGACUGCAACUUCUUCGACUGCAUUUCCAAGUGUGACAAAACUAAAAACAGAUGUGGGCCGAAACGCAAGAACAGUAACCUUCAGGUGAUCUGUGAGAAGAUCUUCAGGCCUUGGAUUUCUCCCACGCUGCUCGGUGCUAAAGCAGGGUUCCCCCUGCAGGUGGCGCUGCAGCGGGCCGUCCAGGAGUGCGCUGAGAUAGACGACGGGGAGGACGCCCAGCGCACACGGGCCGUGAGAGGACAGCUACAGGAUCUGCUCGUGGAGCUCAUUCAGGAGGAUACGGGACACCGGGGUGAAGGCCAGGAACACAAGAUACGGCACUUCAUUUCUAAAUGAACUCUCGAAACGGCUACGAAAGAACAAACCCAGUCAUGUGCGAUUCUGGAGAACAUCUCAGAUGACUAUUAUAGUCAAGAUAACAGCGGUUUUCCAACAGUUAGAUACAUUGGCAUAGUUGUUUACUGCUAAUAUUUAAAACGUCUGUUAAACCUCUCUGGUACUGUUCAGCAAUUUUUUAAAGAAAAAUUUUAUGGUUUUUUUUCUAUUUUAUUUACUUCAUUGGAAUGGUACAGAACAUGGCAGUGCUAUGUGACCACACGAAAAUCAUGAAAAUGAUAUGAAAAGGUUAAAUGGUUCUGAAAAUUAUUUAGACGUACUGUUCGUGGUCGAAAAUGAAUGUACUGGAAACAGACUUCAUCUAGUGGAAAUGUGGUACCAAACAAAAUCUUAAUGAAAGCUAAUUUUUUUAAGAGAUCAACCUCAUAUUUUUAACAUAACUUGUUCAAACGUAUGGCUUAGAUUUUUCAGUUUUAGAGUAAAAUAUGCUCUGGAAAAUAUGUUUAAUAUGAAAUAUCAAAUAUAAUUUACAAAAAAGAACUUAAACUUCUAAAAGUGUUUUUUUUUCAGUUCAGCAAUAAUCUAGCAGGUGUCUUAGAGUAAAAAGAGAUCAG